AUGCAGGCCGCGCACUGCCCCGACCGCGCGCAGGCGAAGGCCAUGCCUGGCCACGGUGGGCGGCCCUGCCAGCCCUCCGCGUGGGGAUUGGGGCCGUCUAACCCGGCUACGGCGGCCGCAGCAGCACCCGGCCGUGGUGGCCUCCAGCACCUCGAGCGGCGCGACGGUGGCCUCCAGCACCUCGGGCGGCGCGACGACGACAGCGACCUUGGCCGUGGUGGCGGGAGACGACACCAGCCUCCCCUGCUGGCCAGCAGGACACUACUGCGGCCGCCUAGGCGCUUCAUGGGGAGCGCGGCGCGCCCCACGGACAAUGCCCCAGUUCCAGCAUAUUUCGCCAUGGCCCACACCGUCUAUGCCGGGUAUUCAAAGUUUUGCGAAAACGGUGGCCUCAGCUCCUUGGCUGCCAAGAAUAGCAUCUGCAUAUCCUGCCUCUAA
Molecule: messenger RNA, 438 nt
Organism: Miscanthus lutarioriparius
Lineage: Eukaryota; Viridiplantae; Streptophyta; Magnoliopsida; Poales; Poaceae
Source: the annotation of a GenBank genome assembly